Messenger RNA from Brachypodium distachyon (stiff brome), 977 nucleotides. RefSeq names its product vascular-related unknown protein 1. The record is from RefSeq and is a predicted model, not a curated record. Lineage: Eukaryota; Viridiplantae; Streptophyta; Magnoliopsida; Poales; Poaceae. Gene Ontology annotation, biological process: xylem development. The transcript is spliced from 3 exons. The coding region runs from base 100 to 681 and encodes 193 amino acids.
CUCUUUGCGAAGCUAUUCCUUCCUCAUUCAUAUACAAGCAUAACUUGUAGUUCAGCUUUUUCUUCUUCUGCUAGCUUCACCCUUUACACGCAUCAAAACAUGGAUGAUUUGGUUAGCAGCCCAUCUUUCAAGAGUGUCCUCAGCUGUAGUGAAGCCGAGGCUCAACCGGAGGAGAGUUCUUGGACCGGUUACUUUGUGGAUUUCAUGAUGUCUGAGGAGGAGAAGAAGAGGCAAGAUGCUUCAUAUUGCAGUUAUGAUGAUGAAGAGGAGGAGGUGGAUGGCUCUAUGAUCUCUGACGCCGCCUCCCUCGCCCCGGCGGCGUUUCCGGACAAGUACAAGGGGUUGAAGCAGCUCAAGAAGAAAGUCUUCAAGGCUCUGGACCAUGAUGAUUCCCUGGAAGAUACUGCAAGUUCUCCUGUAAAUAGCCCCAAGGUCAGCGCUUUGUCACAGAUGGAAUUCAGCCCUAAGAGGAGAUGCAACGUAAGCGACCUCGCCAAGGGAGCUGGGAUUGGCAACGAUCACGGAAGAGAGGGAACGGACUGUGAAGAACAUGCAGACGCCAUAAUGGAAGGAGUGAGGUUUCUUGAUCAGAGCCAAAGGGGUAUAACUCCAUGUGCAGAGCUCAAGGACAAGGGGCUUUGUUUGGUUCCAUUGUCCAUGUUGCUGAACUACCAGGGCUAACUUCGAGACUCAUAAGGCCUGUUUGGAAUGCAAUAUUUUUCCGGAUCUUGUCGGAAUUGGAUAUCUUCCUACGAUUCCUUCAAAAUUUCUGCGAAAUUCGUGCACUCCAAACAUGUAUAGUUGAGCAGGUCUACGGCAUACACUUUACAGGCAUGUGUGGGAUGAUUGACCAAAAGGCAACAACAUAGUGAUACUGUGCAUAUUUUAUUUCAUGAUAAGUAUAUUCGUGGAUAACUGAAUAUUAUAUCUUCUGGGCCUGCAUGUAUAUAUAUCGCCGCCUCAUUUUGUUUGGGCUA